Perkinsus marinus ATCC 50983 is the source of this 701-nucleotide messenger RNA. Its product is annotated as 14-3-3 protein, putative. Bases 21 to 386 code for a protein of 121 amino acids. The record is from RefSeq and is a predicted model, not a curated record. The transcript has a single exon. NCBI's taxonomy places the organism in Eukaryota, Perkinsozoa, Perkinsida, Perkinsidae. Gene Ontology annotation, biological process: signal transduction. Gene Ontology annotation, cellular component: cytoplasm.
CCAAGGUCUUCUACUACAAGAUGAAGGGUGAUUACUAUCGCUACAUCGCUGAAUUCAGCACUGGUGAGAAGAGAGAUAAGGCCGCCAAUAACGCCGACCAGGCUUACAAGGAUGCGACCAACAUCGCUCAGUCUGAGUUGCAAGUUACCCACCCUAUCCGUCUGGGCCUUGCUCUCAACUACUCUGUAUUUUACUAUGAGGUCUUAAACCAGCCCGAAGAGGCUUGCAAGAUGGCUCGCAAGGCAUUCGAGGACGCCAUCGCUGAGCUCGAUAAUGUUAGUGAGGAUAGCUACAAGGAUUCUACCCUCAUCAUGCAGCUGCUCAGAGACAAUCUGACUCUUUGGACAUCCGAUCAAGAUGGUGCUGCUGAGGGUGGUGCCCAGUAAUUCCUCUUAUAGAGGCGCUCUCUCUUUACUGGUGGGAGGGUUGUGAAUCUCGCAUGUUCCUCGUGAUCAGGCGAGUUCUAGUGUACACUUCAAGCUCCUUUUUCUAUCACCACCUUGGAUGGGUGUUUCUAGCACUACCAUUACUACAGUUGAUAAUUGAUGAAUGAGCUAGAGUGGUGCUAUCAUAUACAGAUUAUCCGGUACUCAUAAUCGCAAUACAACUUUCUGUGUCGCUGCCUUCAUUCGCCAGGUGAGUGUAAUCCUCGUUGUGUAUGGGGUAUUCGCUCUUGAAUGAUAGUAGUAGCUGCUGUACCG